Messenger RNA from Acanthosepion pharaonis, 840 nucleotides. The record is from the annotation of a GenBank genome assembly. NCBI's taxonomy places the organism in Eukaryota, Metazoa, Mollusca, Cephalopoda, Sepiida, Sepiidae.
AUGUUCCAACUCAUUCCACUGACGCUCAAUUGCACGAAGAUUCGACGUUGGGCAGUGGACAUCGAUGCAAUAGAAAAGUUCGGACUCAAGUUCAUGAAGCGCCACACACACUCACACACACACACACUCUCUCUCUCUCUCUCUCUCUCUCUCUCUCUCUCUCACACACACACACACACGUUUAAUCCAAAUUUGUUGCCUACGGGACACACACUUGCUAGUUUGAAAUUAUUUCUCUGUUACGGUUUUAAUCCUCCUCCCUAUCAAAACUUUUGUACAUUAUUUUUUCCUUCUCUCUCUCUCUCUCUCUCUCUCUCUCUCUCUCUCUCUUCUCUCUCUCUCUCUCUCUUUCAGUUUUCCUACCUCUUCUCUUUUCCUCUCUUUCUCUCUACCAAUCCUGACAAAAUUGUUUCUUUUAUUCUUCAUUUUCCCUCCAAACUGGAUUAUUUGAUUUGGUGUUUGCUAAUCCCUCGUGUCUUUCGCUCUCUUUUCUUUCAUCCGUUUCUUGAUCUUUCUUUCUUGCUUUCUUUCUUUCUUUCUUUCUUUCUUUCUUUCUUUCUUUCUUUCUCCAUCGCACUUUCUUGCUCUCUUUCGCUCUAUUUUUCUUAUUUUCUUUCUUUUUCUUUCUAUUUAUUUUUCACGCAUUCAUUCUUAUUCCCUUUCUCUCCCCCUCUCUCUCUCUAUGUUUCUUUAUUUCUCAUUCUCUUUCACUCGGUCUUUGUUUCUCUUUCUUUCUUUAUUUAUACAUUUUAUAUGUUACUCUCUUUCUUUCCUGUCUUUUCUUUCUUAUGUUCUCUCUUUCUUUCUCCCUCCCCCAUUCCCUCACUUGCCUUCUUAUAA